Messenger RNA from Fopius arisanus, 623 nucleotides. RefSeq lists its product as uncharacterized. Lineage: Eukaryota; Metazoa; Arthropoda; Insecta; Hymenoptera; Braconidae. Bases 96 to 593 code for a protein of 165 amino acids. Gene Ontology annotation, cellular component: nucleus. The transcript has 3 exons. The record is from RefSeq and is a predicted model, not a curated record. Gene Ontology annotation, biological process: maturation of SSU-rRNA from tricistronic rRNA transcript (SSU-rRNA, 5.8S rRNA, LSU-rRNA).
CCUGCAGUACCUUCAGGGUAAUUUUGUAAAUAUACGUGCGUGUGUAAUUUUAUGAUUUUAUAUUCCUUCGAAUUUCACACAUUCUCCCGAAUUAAAUGCAGUCUGCACAGGAUGUCAUACUCAGUGUUGCACAAAGAAUUUUCAGCAACUGGAGCGCAUUGGAGAUGGCCGUGGCACAUGGGAUGGGAUCAAAGGAUAGUGCAAUUCAAUUCUGCCCUUGGAUAGCAGAAACACUGUUCAUGAAUGAGAACCCCUCGAAUAACGAGGUGGCAGAGGCCCUGGAAGACUACAUGGAAUCAGAAUUCCAGACAGAACUGGAGGAUGGAAGUGCGAUGCAAGUAGCUGAACAGCUGUUGAAAUUUCAUCGUUACUGCGUCGAGGGAAAUGAAGCUGUUGCAGUUACGGAAAUGGAAAAAUUGCCAUCCCUGAAGACGUGGAUACUGACACGUGAGGAAAUCAGACAACAGGGGAAUAAUAAACCAGUGGGAGGAGUUAAUGAACAGACGGAAUCUGAUAGUGAGGGGGAUGACGAGCGAAUGGAAGUGCCAGCUGAUGAUGAUUGGGUGGCUGUAAAAACUCGAAGGAAAAAAUAAACAUCCUGACAGUUGAAAAGUCUAAUCCAA